UGAUAAUAACAGAUUCAAUCUCUGUAAACGCAAGAAUUGUGGUUUGGGCUCUUCAACAUUUCUCUAUUCCUCUCAAGGAUUUGAGGAUCAUCACUCAAGCCUCACUACUUGGGUUUUUGAAUCAGUUGUUUAUGUUCCUUCACUGGGUUCCGUUUGGUGGCCCAAAAAAUCUAGGAAAACAAAGGGAUCAGGACUUUGUAUCCUGAAGAAUCCCCACUCAACUGAGCGUAAUGGCACUACUGUAUUUGGCAGAGUGGUUCAAGAAACCCGAGAGAGAGAGAGAUCCACACACACACAAAAGAUAAGACUCAAAACCUUGAUUUCCGUUAUUUUCCUUCAUUUCUCUGCUACCAAAUGGAAGUUUUGGCUGAUUCCUAGUUUUCUUGAUGAAAUGUUUAUGUACUUUCCAUGAGGAUGUACUUGGUUUGAAUGCAGAAGGAAGCCUUUAUUUUAAGUCAUCUUCAUUGUCAACUGUUAUCUCAAUCUCAGAGAAACCUGGGUUUCACAACCAACUUUGGCUGUUAGAAUUGGUGAAAGUGCUUAAACCUGGCGGGUUUGUGUUCUUACAAGAACCAUCAUUGUUCAUCAAUGGGAACAAGGAUUUUGCUGUUGGCGAGUCUAGAGCUUGUUUAGAGCGCAAUCUUUUAUUUGCGGGUUUCUAUUCAGUGGAAGGUUUUGAAUGCCUCGAUCAUACUGGUGAAAUUGGAUGUUCAAAUCAAGAGUUUGAACUUAUUGCGAUCAAAGCAAGAAAAACAUGCUGCAAUGUAGAGUCAUCUGCUCUCCAAAAGAAAAAGAUUCUCAGAGUUGAAACUCCAACAGUUGCUGCCGUUAACACAUUACAAUCACGUAUUGAGGAUGUAGAUGACUUUAUUGAUGAAGAUACUUUGCUUACAGCAGAAGAUUUAAGUAGGACUGAGUUGCCAUUAGACAAUGCUUAUGUUUUAAGGGAACGGAUACGUGAGCGUAAUCGCCUUUACCAACGUAGACGCAGAGCAAGAAUGACAGAAGAACAAAAGAACCGUGAAAAGGAACGAAGGCGACAGUAUAUGCAAAACCGCAGAAUACAGCCAAUUAGUUAUGAAGUACCACUCCCUCCAGCUAGCUACAAAGGAGCAGAAGAAAGUGACCAAAAUCAACAGUGUGCUCAGCAGCUUCGAGAAUCUAUAGUUGAGAUGGAAAACAACCAGGGCAUGGGAGCUGGUGAAGCUUCAUAAUGUAAAGGAACCUUUGUGGCAGAGGCCCAUUAGACUGGUAGACAUGAAAAUUUUUAUAUUCUAGUGCUGUAAUGGCUGCUGGUUUAACCUAUGAUUGUGUAAAUAUCAGAAAGAAUGUACAAGCUGGUAACAGUUUACCAAUUCAGACCAUUAUACGAGCCACUGAAUCUACGGAUGCAGUCAGAAACCUGGAAUUUAUACAUGUGAAUGAAGAUAAGUGGGAAUAUAAUUGCAAGUUGGAAUAUAUAGUUUUAGAAAAUGGGAGCAGUGCUGGUCUUAGUGUAAAGAAGACUCUGCCCCACAAUGUUUUAUCAUUUUGAAUUUAAUUUCCUAUGUAUAGGGAAAAUAUGAUGGAUCAUGUGCUUUUUCUGCUGAUCUGUGUUGUGUAUACAAAUUACAAAGUAAUAAACCUGGAUUCUGAUA
This is a messenger RNA of Vitis vinifera (wine grape), 1637 nucleotides long. RefSeq names its product anamorsin homolog 2. Gene Ontology annotation, biological process: iron-sulfur cluster assembly. Gene Ontology annotation, molecular function: iron-sulfur cluster binding. Bases 387 to 1214 code for a protein of 275 amino acids. The record is from RefSeq and is a predicted model, not a curated record. The transcript has 5 exons. NCBI's taxonomy places the organism in Eukaryota, Viridiplantae, Streptophyta, Magnoliopsida, Vitales, Vitaceae. Gene Ontology annotation, cellular component: cytoplasm.